AUGGCUGCCGAGAAUUGCAAUUCUUUUGUUAGAUUUGCACUAAACCUUAUUUAAUCUGAUGAUUUUUGUGGAACUACAUCUCCCUUAAGAGAAUCACCCAUACCAAGACUAAAAUUUUUUGAUCUUGAUGAUAGUCCAAGUUCUCAUAGUGGAAAAAAACCAUUUCCGAUACAAUAAAAAUUUGUAAAGCAAAAAUAAAAUGAAAAAAGUAUCAAAUGCAAAUGCAUGAAAUCAAAAUGUUAAAAAUCUUAUUGUGAGUGUUUUGCAGCAGGAAGAGCUUGUAAUAUAGAAUGCAAUUGUUUAGGGUGUAAUAAUUCUAACUGCAGUUAAUAAAUGAAGAAAAUCUAAAUUUUAGGAUGUAAUUGCAAAAAAACUGGAUGUGCUAAAAAAUAUUGUGAAUGCUAUUUAAAAAAAUAAAGAUAUACAUUUUUGUGCAAUUGUAUUGAUUGCUGUAAUUAAGAAGAUUCAGAUUCAGAAAAAGAAAAUGAAUAAAAUCAUUGUAUAGGAAUACUUAGUUCCAAUUUUUUGAUUAGUCAAAUUACUGAAUAAUUAAAUAAAUGA
Messenger RNA from Paramecium sonneborni, 561 nucleotides. The record is from the annotation of a GenBank genome assembly. Lineage: Eukaryota; Ciliophora; Oligohymenophorea; Peniculida; Parameciidae.